AUGACGCGGUCAGAAGUCGUGGCAGACAAUGGCACCGAGGAGAUAGACUCCACUUCCCUGCGCUACCGCAUAGCCGCACUCCCCCACCCACCUCCACUGCGUGUUUUGAGACGUCUCAAAACACACUUCCCUGCGCUACCGCAUGGCUGCACUCCCCCGCCCACCUCCACUGCGUCCAACCCUCCCUUCGCUCCCCUUUCCCCCCUCCCAACUCUACACCAGGCGCGGCCCAACAUGACGCGGUCAGAAGUCGUGGCAGACAAUGGCACCGAGGAGAUAGACUCCAUUCGCACCAGCUACGGAACUUUCCUGGAAACUGCCCAGAAGUACGACGCCCACCACGAUUUCUUUGACGAGGACGAGAAGAAGCAGCAGGGCGGCCACCGCUACGCCACUGUGCUCAUGUACCUCACUGAUGGGUUCAGCGGCGGGGAGACCGUGUUUCCAGACUCGGAGAAGGACAAGCAAGAGAAGGACGACACGUGGUCUGAUUGCGGCAAACAGGGUGUGGCAGCCAAGCCAGUGAAGGGCGACGCACUGCUCUUCUUUUCCCUGAAACCUUCUGCUGAGCCCGACCUCGCCUCCCUCCACGCGGGCUGCCCGGUGCUGGCCGGGGAGAAGUGGUCCGCCACCAAGUGGAUCCACGUGCGCUCCUUUGAAGAAGAGGAGGACGACGGGGAUGAGGGGAACGAGGGCGGGGAUCCAUCUAAAAAGUCGCACCCGCCCGGUGCGUGUGUGGACGAGAGUGAGCAUUGCCCUUUGUGGGCCAAAGCCGGGGAGUGUGAGAAGAACCCGGGGUAUAUGCACAGCAGCUGUGCUAGGAGCUGCGGCAAGUGCAGUGUACUUGCUGCUGCUGCGUGA
This is a messenger RNA of Closterium sp. Yama58-4, 861 nucleotides long. The record is from the annotation of a GenBank genome assembly. Lineage: Eukaryota; Viridiplantae; Streptophyta; Zygnematophyceae; Desmidiales; Closteriaceae.